Brassica oleracea var. oleracea is the source of this 1936-nucleotide messenger RNA. RefSeq lists its product as uncharacterized. NCBI's taxonomy places the organism in Eukaryota, Viridiplantae, Streptophyta, Magnoliopsida, Brassicales, Brassicaceae. The coding region runs from base 654 to 1856 and encodes 400 amino acids. The transcript is spliced from 13 exons. The record is from RefSeq and is a predicted model, not a curated record.
GACUUCAAACUUCCAACGGCUCUCAUCUCUUUGAUUUGCUCCAACAGAUCCGGGGGCAGAAGGAACUUAUCACUAAAAUCUUCACUGAUGCAUCAAAUUCCAGAGGCAUACAAGCACCAGAUGAAGACUGUUUAGGAAAACUACAGCGCAUCAUAGAGCGAGUUCAGUAUCUUCCCAAUUUAGAGCAUUCGUCUCUGUCUGACGUUUCUGAAGAUUUUAUCAUCAUCAGUUACCCGAGACUUCUCGAUUGUUCAACUCAUGCUAGUGAAAAGUUUCAUGACAAUUACCUAGCCUUUCUUGAGAAAGUUGGUCUCGAUUCAUUGUACCACGAGGUUCUACUAACAACGUGUGUCAUUUCCAAGGCUCUCUUAUCUCCUGAAACUCUGUCACAUCCGACGUUCAACCAAGUCCCUCCAGGCCGUACUCUACCAUCUUCAGAAUUUUUACUACGUGUUCUAAAAAAUCUAGGUCGUUGGCUUGGGAAACUGGUGGUCACUACUAAAAGCUUUCUGUCCAAAACUGACAUUGACCUCAAGUCCCUCAUAGUUGAGGCCUACAAACUGGGUUUAUUGACCAAAACCAUCCCUUUUGUUCUAGAGUUCCUGGAGCCUUGCAGCAAAUGUCCUUUGUUUAAACUUUCAAAUCCAUGGACAAUGAUGAUUCUCAAGCUGUUAUAUGAGAUUUACAUGAUGUCAAACAUGCAAGAAAAACUUCGCUUGAGCAUUGAGGGAUCGUUGGAGAAGUUUGGUGUUUUGGAACAACUAAAGCCAACUUCCGUACUGCGAGAAAAGCACAGAACAAGGGAGAGCAGUGAUGGUUGUUUUCCCAUGACCAAAGCUAAAGAAAACCCGCUUGAUGUUGCACCUGAUCGCAUUGACCUCCUCAUGUAUUCAAGAGAGAAAUUCUCUGAGGAGUUCCUUGUUACCAUUAAGAAAUCAAGUUCUUUUUUUGGAAAUUACCCAGAGCUCGAGAGGAAAAUGAAAGAUCUCGUGCUGCAAGUUUUGAAAAAAUUUGGACCACUGCUUAUCAAACUUGCUGCAACUGUUGCACACGAGCGCGCCAAGGCAGCCUUUUUUAUGUAUCACCGUGGUAGAGAGGAUUGGAGUGGGACUUGGACAUACUUCAAUUACAUAAAUAAAUCUGGGUGUUUGGCUAAAGAGUUUACUCAACACACGGGCAAGAUAUUUCUUGGCGGCUGGAUGUCAUAUCUUGUUGGGGACUUACUUCAGAAACAUGAUGUUGCAUAUGGUCUUCAAAGCGAAAUAGUUGAAGGUGUGAUUGACGACAACCUUGAAUGCAUCUGCGAGAGACUUGGAGAGUGUGCUGAAAUGGAGGCAAAUGUAUACUUUAGGAAACAAAUAGAUUCAUGGGCGCUAACGAGUCAUAAAAAUCUCGUGGAUGAAAUAUCUCACGAGUUGGUGAAAGAUGUUACUGUCGAUGCUAUGAGCAACUUCCUGGAAACUGUUCGAGAAAUCUCCGCGGAAGAAAAAUUGGCCGCAUUAUUCAAGGUCGUGUGCGACCAAUUUGAUUUCCAGAAAGAUCCCCCUAGUAUCUGUAUGUAUACAAAGAAGAUGGCCUACUUGGAUCCUCUGUUGAAAGGAGAAAACGGAAGAAUGCAAGAUCUGAUGCACGCUCUGGAGUAUUUCUGCAGAAACUCAAGUUUCUCGAGGGGGCUAGAAGAUUUAAUCGUGGAUGGUUUCCGUCGAACAGGGUAUUUAAAUGAGGCGGCAAUUCUGCAAUGGUUUGAACAAGGUCGUACAAGGGCUGAAAAUAGAGCUCAACCGUGUGAAAAACUUAGAGAUCCAGCGCUUGAGCAAAGAGAAAUGCAAUUGGAUCAGUUAUUUAGUCAGAUAUAAACUGUUUUAGUUGUGAGUUUUAUAUUUUUUUUUAACAACUAUUUUAUUUAUAUAAAAUGUAACAUUACACAUAAAAUAAU